This is a messenger RNA of Adineta steineri, 897 nucleotides long. NCBI's taxonomy places the organism in Eukaryota, Metazoa, Rotifera, Eurotatoria, Adinetida, Adinetidae. The record is from the annotation of a GenBank genome assembly.
AUGACUGAUAUGAACGAUAAUUUAACACUGUCACUUACAUGUGCAAUUUGUUUGGAUUUGGCUUCAGCAGAAAAUGCUAUUGAAACAUCCUGUUGUCAUCAUUUAUUUUGUUUAUCUUGUAUUGAAAAUGUUCGACCAUGUCCAUUUUGUCGAGCAAAUAAUUUUCAAACAACUCCUGCUUAUUUUGCACGUCGCCUCAUCGGUGAUAUGCUUGUAAUAUGUCCUAAUGAUGGUUGUUCUACUAAAAUUAGUCGUUCUGAUUUACCGAAUCAUAUUACUGUUCAUUGUGCUUAUAGAAUAUUAACUUGUCCUGAUCCACAAUGUAAAGAUUUCAAAUGUACAAAGAAUCUAUUUCUAGAACAUUUAACUAAACAACAUGGACAGUUUAUAACGAAUAAUUAUGAAAAAUUAUGGCAAACACAGACCGACAUUAAACAAAUUACAAAAAAUAAAAAAUCAAACGUUGGCAGCAGUGCUUCUGCAACCAAUAAUGAAUCUACUUUUGAUGAUCGAAUUGAACAGACACAAAAUAAAUUUGGUCGAGAAGCACGUCUAGGUAUAAGUGGUAAAUUUUAUUGUGGUGGUCAGUUAGAUGGUUUACGGUGUUUAUGUUGUAAUGGUAAAUGCGGAUUAUCGACUGGUUGUAAUUGUUCAGGAUGUAUGUUACUUGAUGUUAAAAAACGAAACUUAUCAUAUGGAUGGUUAGUUAAUCGUGAUGGAGCAUCAGCUAGAUGUAGUCCACAAGAACCGACAAAAUUCUAUUGUGGACGAAUGGUAAUGACACACAAUAUACGUACCGAUGGAUAUUGUGGACCCACUAAUGGAGAACAAUGUAAAGCAUGUCAGAAACUAAGUGAACAACAACAUAACAGAUAUGGAGGAAUUUGGACACAGUAA